Messenger RNA from Penicillium antarcticum, 323 nucleotides. RefSeq lists its product as uncharacterized. The transcript has 2 exons. The record is from RefSeq and is a predicted model, not a curated record. Lineage: Eukaryota; Fungi; Ascomycota; Eurotiomycetes; Eurotiales; Aspergillaceae. The coding region runs from base 33 to 323 and encodes 96 amino acids.
GUGCCUUAAGCUCAGUGAUCCCUAAAAAGACCAUGUAUACAUCAUGUUCCCUUCAAUAUGAGGUGGACUUGACGCAGAUGCCUGUCUAUGAAGGGAUCUCAUAUCUGAGCUAUGUUUAUACAUCCACAGACCCGGUCUAUUAUUUUCCGGAGUCUGCAUCAUCUGCUUGGAGGCACUGGGACAGACUUUCCCAUACCGGCAACUUCCAUGCAAACAUCUUUUCCACCGGCCGUGCAUUGACGACUGGGUCUGCAAUCGAGAUACAAGGUGUCCUCUUUGCUGCCGAACAUUUCGUCACCUGCAUCAAGCUCGUAGUGAAAUAA